Messenger RNA from Bipolaris zeicola 26-R-13, 171 nucleotides. RefSeq lists its product as uncharacterized. The record is from RefSeq and is a predicted model, not a curated record. The transcript has a single exon. Lineage: Eukaryota; Fungi; Ascomycota; Dothideomycetes; Pleosporales; Pleosporaceae. The annotation marks the transcript as partial.
UGCAAAGAGGACGAAAACACACAGAUUUAUGACAAUCAGCCAGAAGCCAAUACAUAUUUCUAUCGAUAUCCACAACAGCGCAGUGAUGUUCAAAUCAACAAACGCAAUAGCGACAUCCCCAUGUCCCCACCAGAACUUUCAAAAAAAGCCAAUAAAACACAAGUGGUAUAA